This is a messenger RNA of Lasiodiplodia theobromae, 849 nucleotides long. RefSeq names its product Mfs myo-inositol protein. Bases 1 to 849 code for a protein of 282 amino acids. The record is from RefSeq and is a predicted model, not a curated record. The transcript has 2 exons. Lineage: Eukaryota; Fungi; Ascomycota; Dothideomycetes; Botryosphaeriales; Botryosphaeriaceae.
AUGCGUUCCGCUGCCGUCACUCUCCUGGCCGCCGCCACAGCGGCCAGCGCGCAGACUUCCAUCUCUUUCUUCUACCCCAGCGAGAUGCCUACGAGUGAGGACUUCGAGAACAUCGCUCUAUCCAUCGUCGAAGUCCAAGACGCCGAUCACACUGUCGUCGCCUUCUCAUGCGUCGACAGCUCCACCACUUCCGCUUCUUCGCCCGAAAGCACGAGCUCCAGUUUCGACGACGAUGACAGCGACAGCUAUUACUACGGUGAUAGUUGUGUUUUCGUCGCCGGCGCCAUGACCGCCACCGUCGGGCCCGACUCUUUCGGAUACACUUACGACAGCUACGACUACACCGUGACCAUGGGCUGCACGUCUGCCAAUGAAGCCGGCUUCUGUACCUACCAGUCGGCCGGUGAGGGCGCGUGGUCGGACUACUGCGCGUACUCCACCGACAUUGAGUACGACGACGACGACGCCAUCACCAGCUGCAUCAGCGCCCUCGCCUCCAGCACCCUCCCGGCGUUCACGACGGCGCUGCAGCCGUCGGAGAUGACGACCAUCGCCAUGCCCGUGACCGCGGGCGCCGACAAGCUGAGCGCGGGCGCCACCGCGACGGGUACCUCCGCCCGCGCCACCUCGACCACUACCUCGCACACCAGCAAGUUCACCGUCACCAGCGACCCCGGCUUCGGCGCCACCACCACCAUUGGCGGCCCCAGCAGCGGCUCCGCCAGCGCCACUGCCAGCGGCAGCGGCUCUGCCGCUCCCGCGCAGCAGACGGAUAAUGCGGCGGGUAAGCUGACGGCUGCAGGUGCUGUGGGCGUUGUUGGUGGCGUGGUUGCGAUGCUGGCGUUGUGA